Molecule: messenger RNA, 1475 nt
Organism: Sphaeroforma arctica JP610
Lineage: Eukaryota; Ichthyosporea; Ichthyophonida
Exons: 4
Coding region: 16-435 (139 amino acids)
Biological process (GO): dolichol-linked oligosaccharide biosynthetic process
Cellular component (GO): UDP-N-acetylglucosamine transferase complex
Source: RefSeq, a predicted model, not a curated record
GUAGAAACCGAUAAAAUGAGUGAGACCAAGGUGCGGGAGCUCGAGGAUAUGUCCGGAUCAUCGGCAGACGAGUUUUGCUUCCGGAGAAUCCCUCGAAGUCGAGAAGUGGGGCAGUCCUAUGUGUCGAGUGUCGUCACUACUCUGCGAUCGCAGCUGUCCUGUCUACCGCUGGUGCUUGAUAUUGAACCUGGACUGGUACUCGGAAAUGGACCGGGAACCUGCGUUCCAAUAUUCUUUGUGUGCUUCGCCUUGCGGUUUCUGGGCCUGCGCAAUAACACGAAGUUGAUGUAUGUCGAGAGCGUUGCGCGCGUGAAGAAUCUUUCGCUUACAGGCAAGAUCAUCUACAAACUAGGACUAUGCGACAACUUCCUAGUACAAUGGCCAACAUUGGCAAUGAAGUAUCCUAGAGCGACGUACAUAGGGCGUUUGAUAUAACUUUCUAUGCUGAAUACGUAUAGAUAUACGCAUGUAGCACACAUGCCUCAGGGUAGUGCCGGUUUUUGAUGUAUACACAUGUGCACAUACGAACCUACGGCGUCGGAGACUUUCAAAUUCAAUCUGCACAACUAACUAGCGAAAGGCACUUUGCCGUAAGCGUGGUACAGACUCCGAUAUACUUGUCGAUGACACACAACACACAACAGCGUCCAUUGUCUCGACAUAGCCCGCACUCUUACUUUCUUCCUUCACGAUGUUGGAAGGCGUAGAAUGGUCAGCAUGCUUAUACCAAGAGGGAGCAGCCUUGGGACGAUGUUGACUAUGCUGCUGCUGGUGGCGGCAAGUGCUCCUCGAGACUCAGAACCCGGAGUGAUGAGAUACUCGGGGGAAUCAAAGCCAAUCGGUGUUUGCCCGGAGAAGGCGUGUCUUAACUUCGCCCACGCCUCUCACUCGAGAUUUGUGCGUAGGGCUUUCUCAAGAAUCUAGUUAUUGUUGUCUCCAUAUGAAAGCCCACUCGCACGUUACAGAAUCUUCAUGAGUCGUUCUGAGACCACUCUCUCGCCAAGACGUGGUUCAGCUCUUAUCAAGGGGCACAAGCGAAUAUAAAACCCCACACACCUGACCUGGGUCAAUAUCCCUGCUACUUCACGAACGACCGAGAAGUCGGCUACCCGGUAAUCGCACAGAACUGUUUACAGCUGUGGGCGUAUUGUGUAGGCAUAGAGCGUACUACAGUUAAAACGUCAGGGUUUUAAUGUAGUUUAUUUAGUGUGAUUGUAAGUAGCUAGGUAUGUAUGCACUGCAUAUGCUUCAUAAUCCACUGAGCCGGAUGCCGUGUCGCCCUACUUCAGUAGAUGGCGACACCCCACCAAGUCCUGCAAUGCGAUCAUCAAUUGCAAAUUGCGACCAGGAAGGGCGAUACUGCAUGCUACAAUGUGAACAUACAGUGACUGGAGGUUUACUUGUAAUGCGAAAUCCGGUUAGGAGACUGGCGAGCUCAGCACCCUGUACCUUGACCAAUAAACCAUUCUAAAUGU